This is a messenger RNA of Colletotrichum acutatum, 1618 nucleotides long. RefSeq names its product cytochrome P450. The record is from RefSeq and is a predicted model, not a curated record. The coding region runs from base 79 to 1608 and encodes 509 amino acids. The transcript has 2 exons. NCBI's taxonomy places the organism in Eukaryota, Fungi, Ascomycota, Sordariomycetes, Glomerellales, Glomerellaceae. Gene Ontology annotation, molecular function: iron ion binding; heme binding; monooxygenase activity.
UCAUAUACAGAAUGGCUUGUUCUUGGGCUAUUGUUCCUCGUCAUCCUGCGAAGUAUUGCCAAGUUCAUUGUCAAAGAAAUGAGGGUCAGGCGUCAUGGAGGGCACGCGUCGAGAUACAAAUCAUACACGCCGUUCGGCGUAUUGUCCGGCUUGCAUUUUCUGUGGUCCAUCACCACUUGUGCCUUACAGGAUCAAAACCUCAAAUUCAUGCAUAACGCGUUUCUCCGAUCAGGCCAGGGGAAGAAGAACCCAUACACGUUUGAGGUCUCCUUGAUAGGGUCGCGCGCAAUUUUCACUGCAGAUCCCGAGAAUAUUCGAGCCAUGCUCGCAACUCAGUUCAACGACUUUGGAAAAGGCCAGCGCUUCAGAGCAGAUUGGUUUGAACUCAUGGGAAAUAGCAUCUUCAACGUUGACGGUGACGCUUGGCAUGCCUCGCGCCAACGUCUCCGAUCUCUCUUCACCCGCCAACGAAUUGGUGACCUCGUCUGUUUUGAGCGUCAUAUCCAGGAUAUGCUUCCAGCAUUAGCUGGUGGCCAUUGUGUGGAUAUGAAGGACAUCUUAAGCAGAUUAGCGCUUGAUGUAUCGGCUGACUUUUCCCUCGGGAGACGGGUGGAUUCUCUGACAAGCGAAGAAGAUGACGCCGUCUUUGAGGCAUUUGAGCGUAUCCGCCACACCCAGUCCUUGAUUGAGCGACUGGGCCCUCUAAACUUCCUUGUUCCGCGCCGCAAAUUCCGCAAAGACCUAGAAACCUUGGAUAAGUUUAUGGGGCCCAGCAUUGAGAAGGCAAUAUCAAUGUCGGACGUGGAGCUAGCGGAGAUUGACAAGACAGACCACGGAUGGACACUUCUUCAUGCAUGCGCUGGUGUCUCUCGAGACGCUCGGUAUCUGCGUGACGAAAUGGUGUCGAUACUGAUCGCUGGCCGAGACACCACUGCAACCACAAUGUCCUGGGCUUUCUAUGAGCUCGCGAAGAGUCCCGAGGUGCUUGCCGAGCUUCGCCGCGAGAUUGAGAACAAGCUGGGCGUUGGCGCCGGAGCUCGUCUACCAACCUAUGACGACCUCAAGAGCAUGAUCUUCGUUACCCAUGUGCUGAAUGAGACUCUUCGGCUAUAUCCCAACGCACCUUUCAACAUCAGAGCUGCUUCAAAAGACACCAGUCUACCACGUGGAGGUGGACCAGACGGGAAUGAUCCCGUAGGAGUUCCAUCGGGUACCCAGAUCAUCUAUUCCACGCAUGUCCUUCAAUUGCGAGAUGAUCUCAAUUCAUACAAGUAUCCACUCCAAGACUUCUAUCCUCGUCGAUGGGAAUCUUGGACACCUCGUCCAUGGACGUAUAUUCCGUUCAAUGGUGGGCCGAGGAUAUGCAUCGGGCAGCAGCUGGCUCUCACUGAGAUGGCGUACGUCUUGGUUCGUGUGUUUCAACAAUACAGAAGUGUUGAAGCAAGACAAAAACCAAUGUCUAAAGAUUCGGAGUCCAUGGCAAUUGACUGGGAGAGAAGAGGCAUGGAGCCCGACUCGGUAGAGAAAUUUGUGAGGUCGAGGCCACGCAUGGCCAGUGAGAUCACACUUGCGCCUCGAGGUAGUGUAGACCUAGUCUUCCGUGAGUAGUGAAUUGGCG